Molecule: messenger RNA, 719 nt
Organism: Eucalyptus grandis
Lineage: Eukaryota; Viridiplantae; Streptophyta; Magnoliopsida; Myrtales; Myrtaceae
Product: probable serine/threonine-protein kinase PIX13
Exons: 2
Coding region: 4-459 (151 amino acids)
Source: RefSeq, a predicted model, not a curated record
GAGAUGGGGGUGUGUUUUGGUACUCCUGACUUCCCUACUCCUACCUUUGCUGGUAAUCCCAAGUCAGGAGCGAAGUGGAAUAUCACCACUUCAUCAUCUUCUGCAGCAAGUAAUAGCCGUGACUUGCGGCCUCUCCCUAUAUCAUCUUCUGCAGCCAGCAAUAGCCAUGCCUUGCUGGCUGCCCACGGCAAAAAGGCCUUCAGAGAUGGAAAGACUGUGGCAGACGCCAGCUUGACCAUCUUCAGUUUCGCAGAGUUGAAAGCGGCGACCAAAAAUUUUCCAGCCGAUGCACUGCUUGGAAAGGGAGGAUUUGUUUGUGUCUAUAAAGGUAUGCUUCCUGGGAAGCAACCGUAUGGAAUUGCAGAGACUAUGAUGCUUCCUGGGGAGCAACCAUAUGGAAGUGCAGGGACUAUAAUAGCUGUGAAAAAUAUUAAACCAGAAUGGCACUCAAGGGUAUAGAGAGUGGUUGGUAAGAACUAAGUUUCGUCUUCAAUUCCUUUCUCGGAAUACAAAUACUUUGCUUUGUCAAUUACAAAACCGAAGCAACCCAAAUGCAUGAUGGUACAGAUGGGAGCUUGUAAUGCCCAACUCAACUGUCAAUAAACACCCUCGUUGUGACAAUAGCAGGAGAAAUACUGGACAACCUGAAUUAUGAUGGCCAUGUAAACGCAAAUCCAAAUGUAUUUGAAGUUGAUUAUCCCAGGAUUUCUAUAAGUGGU